Molecule: messenger RNA, 3058 nt
Organism: Nannospalax galili (Upper Galilee mountains blind mole rat)
Lineage: Eukaryota; Metazoa; Chordata; Mammalia; Rodentia; Spalacidae
Gene: Ugcg
Product: UDP-glucose ceramide glucosyltransferase
Exons: 9
Coding region: 61-1245 (394 amino acids)
Biological process (GO): glucosylceramide biosynthetic process
Cellular component (GO): membrane
Molecular function (GO): ceramide glucosyltransferase activity
Source: RefSeq, a predicted model, not a curated record
GCGGCAGCGCUGUCCGCCGCGGCGGCCGGAGCGGGCCGGGCCGGGCCGGCGGGCCGGGGGAUGGCGCUGCUGGACCUGGCCCAGGAGGGAAUGGCCUUGUUCGGGUUCAUCCUCUUCGUGGUGCUGUGGCUGAUGCAUUUCAUGUCCAUCAUCUACACCCGAUUACACCUCAACAAAAAGGCAACAGACAAGCAGCCUUAUAGCAAGCUCCCCGGCGUGUCUCUUCUGAAGCCACUGAAAGGGGUGGACCCUAACCUCAUCAACAACUUGGAAACAUUCUUUGAACUGGAUUAUCCCAAAUAUGAAGUACUCCUUUGUGUACAGGAUCAUGAUGAUCCAGCCAUUGAUGUGUGUAAGAAGCUGCUUGGAAAAUACCCCAAUGUUGAUGCUAGAUUAUUUAUAGGUGGAAAAAAGGUUGGCAUUAAUCCUAAAAUUAAUAACUUGAUGCCAGGUUAUGAAGUUGCAAAAUAUGAUCUCAUAUGGAUUUGCGAUAGUGGAAUAAGAGUAAUUCCAGACACACUAACUGACAUGGUCAAUCAAAUGACAGAAAAAGUAGGCUUGGUUCAUGGGCUACCUUAUGUAGCAGACAGACAAGGCUUUGCUGCCACGUUAGAACAGGUGUAUUUUGGAACUUCACAUCCAAGAUCUUAUAUCUCUGCCAAUGUAACUGGCUUCAAGUGUGUGACAGGAAUGUCCUGUUUGAUGAGGAAGGACGUGUUAGAUCAAGCAGGGGGGCUUAUAGCUUUUGCUCAGUACAUUGCUGAAGAUUACUUUAUGGCCAAAGCAAUAGCUGACCGAGGUUGGAGGUUUGCAAUGUCUACUCAAGUUGCCAUGCAAAACUCUGGUUCCUACUCAAUUUCUCAGUUUCAAUCCAGAAUGAUCAGGUGGACCAAAUUGAGAAUUAACAUGCUUCCUGCUACAAUAAUUUGUGAGCCAAUUUCAGAAUGCUUUGUUGCCAGUUUAAUUAUUGGCUGGGCAGCCCACCAUGUGUUCAGAUGGGAUAUCAUGGUAUUCUUCAUGUGUCACUGCCUGGCCUGGUUUAUAUUUGACUACAUUCAACUCAGGGGUGUCCAGGGUGGCACACUGUGUUUUUCAAAACUUGAUUAUGCAGUGGCUUGGUUCAUCCGCGAGUCCAUGACAAUAUACAUUUUUUUGUCGGCAUUAUGGGACCCUACUAUAAGCUGGAGAACUGGUCGCUACAGAUUGCGCUGUGGAGGAACAGCAGAAGAAAUCCUAGAUGUGUAACUACAGCUUUGUGACUGUAUAUAAAGGAAAGGAAAGACAAGAAGUAUUAUAAAUUAUGUUUCUAUAAAUGCUUUUAAGGACCUACCUUCAAUAGUUUUAUCACAUGUAUGUUUUGGUAUCUGUUCUUUAAUUUAUUUUGCAUGGCACUCACAUCUGUGAAAAGGAGAAAAUAACAAAAACAAAACACAUCUGUAGUCUUGGCCAAAUAGCAUACUUUAUUUUGUGGAAGUCGAGAAUCAAGAGCAUUGGUUCUAGGAACCCUGGGUUUGUUUUUUGUUGUCAUUUAUUUUUUUAAACAAAUAAAUAUAUACACAUAUAUAUGAAUGCUCUGCAACAAACACUAUGACUGUAUCCUUCAGUAGGGAAAGUUUCUUACCUGUGAGAACAUUCUGAGAACGUGUGUGGGAGGGUCAGCAGCUUUCUGAGAGCUGAGGAGAGAACAGGUGGUCCUGGCCUUGUGUCUGCAGUGAACGAUCGCAGCGAGGUACUGAGAAACUUUUUCAUGCUUUAUGCCUACCUCUUGUAGUUGUUGCAGAGCAAAUAUAAAUUGUAAUAAGGUAGCUAGGCCUUUCAAAAACAAAUGGAAAAACUUUAAAAAAUAAUAAUAAUAAAAGAGCUGGAGUCUAGUAUUUAUAUGAAUCCAUGAGAGAUAUUUUUUUGGUCUCACUGCAAUGAACCAAAAGUGGCUGAGUUUGGUUUUUAAUUGUAACCACGAAUAGAAGGCAUCUUUUUGACCAACUGUUGUUGGUUCUGUCUUGAACCAUUGUUAAUCACUGUGCUGUAAUUAGAAUAGCUAAAUCUUUCCUUCCUUGCUCCUUGCCCCAGCCUACCCCUGUUUUUCCUUAACAUUUUUUCAGGGGGGGAUUGGGAUGAUUUUGUUUUAGUGUGAGUGAAUGUUUUGAUAGUUGUAAGGAAAAAUGCAUUUCAGACACAUUUCACACAUGAGCUAUUUUCUUACACAGUAUGUCUUAUUGUUAAUAAGAAUGUAAUUUCAUGAUACAGGUAUUUAAUAUCUUUUUUAGUAAGUAAAUAUUCUAGCUAUCAGUAAAUAAAUUGCAGUAGAGAAUUAAGAGAGGACAGGAUGGGUUUUACUCUUAAAAUCAAUCAGUAUCAAACUAAGUCUACUGUGUAUGUUGUUGUUUUGUUUUUGUUUUUUACUACGAUAGUCUAGUCUUAUUUAAAUUGGAUUUUUGUAUUCCAGUUUGUAUGACAGAAUAGACUAAUGAGCGCCCAUUGUAAAUGCCCGCUGGGCUUCACUCUCCUCCAUCAUGCGGCUAAACUUGCUUGUCAGGUUGUGCUUAAUUUGUGGUGAACUGGACUUUUGUUUAAGCAAAAAUGUAAGGGACAAUGCAUAAGCCUUCCUCCCCCAACCCCCCUCCUUAAGUGGUAUUUUGCUUUUCCCCUGGUGGCAUGCUGUCCAUCUCCUGCCUGCUGCUCACACUGGCAGUAUGGCAGCUUCCGGUCCUAGUGUUCUAUGGCUUCCAUGUCAAUGCAUAGCAUGUAGCAUAUUAGCAAUAACUACCUAUUUACAGAGAACCAUUUUUUCACCUUACUGAGCCAAUUCAUUUAUCUAAUGACUAUAUACAAGGUUUAAAUUGCAAUAUAUCUAUAAAUGUGUAUAUUCUACAUAGACACAUCUAGUGGAAGUUUUUCUGGGCCAAACUGUGCUGUCCUGUCUUUUCUUCCUCCCUCCCUUCUUCUCUUUUGCCUUAUGAUGAAUUUGUUUGAAGGGCAUUUUCUUCAUGAGCAAAGGCUUGGAUGCAUAUUCCUUUCUUUAUGUGAAAUGGGUAAUAUUGUUCCCUGAGGAAAGUUG